CACCUCUUAAGGUUCCCAUUCUGAAAUGAUGUUUCGUUCUCUAAUUUACUCGGCCCUCUUCGUAACUAUACUUGGGUACCGUCUAUGUGAUUACACAGACGAACGCUGCACAGGAGCUCAAGUGAGACUUCACCAGCUUGCAGGACCUAGCGCCUGUAACAAGUUGCACGAAGGCAUUACGUCGUCGCUUCUUGUUAAGAUUGACAAUGUCCAUGAUGGCCAAUACUCGGUCAAUGUUUAUGAGAACGACAACUGCACCGGCGCCAUUGUCGGAACUAUUCAGAACUUGAAUGGUUGUCUUAACAACCUGCAUGCCUUCAACAACAAAUCCGUCCAGGUUGUCUCUAUGUCUACGAAUACCGAUACACCCAUGAGCAAAGGAUUUGAGACGGGACUAUCUAUACGACCUUAAGGCAGCGGAUGAAGAGCAUAUGAACG
Molecule: messenger RNA, 438 nt
Organism: Aspergillus alliaceus
Lineage: Eukaryota; Fungi; Ascomycota; Eurotiomycetes; Eurotiales; Aspergillaceae
Exons: 1
Coding region: 26-412 (128 amino acids)
Source: RefSeq, a predicted model, not a curated record